Molecule: messenger RNA, 1152 nt
Organism: Suricata suricatta (meerkat)
Lineage: Eukaryota; Metazoa; Chordata; Mammalia; Carnivora; Herpestidae
Gene: RAB9A
Product: RAB9A, member RAS oncogene family
Exons: 4
Coding region: 343-948 (201 amino acids)
Biological process (GO): Rab protein signal transduction; retrograde transport, endosome to Golgi
Cellular component (GO): lysosome; phagocytic vesicle; late endosome
Molecular function (GO): GTP binding; GTPase activity
Source: RefSeq, a predicted model, not a curated record
GCCCCGCCUCCCCAGGUCCCGCCCCGGCCCGCCGCCAUGUUGUUCCCUUGGCGCUGGACGUAGGCAGCCGGAGUUGGACCCGGGCAGCGCCGCCGCCUCCUGCGCGCCCGUCCCCGACUUUCCCUCCUCGUUGCCCCCGGACGCGCGGGCCGGGAUCUCCCGGGCGUCCUCUGCGCGGCCACGAGAAACUUCCUGCACUCCUGUCAUGAGCCCAGCGCUGUGGUGAAACACCUUUCCCUGUUGUCCAUGUCCCACUGAUUCUUCCUGACGGCCCUAGGAGAUAAUGAUGCUGCUUGAACUGAACAAUUAAGGGUCCCAGAGUCCGCGAUCUUGAGAGUAAUAAUGGCAGGAAAGUCGUCGCUUUUUAAAGUGAUUCUCCUCGGAGACGGUGGCGUGGGGAAGAGCUCUCUGAUGAACAGAUAUGUGACCAACAAGUUCGAUGCCCAGCUCUUCCAUACCAUAGGUGUGGAGUUCUUAAACAAAGAUUUGGAGGUGGAUGGACAUCUUGUGACCAUGCAGAUUUGGGACACGGCCGGUCAGGAGCGAUUCAGAAGCCUGAGGACGCCCUUCUACAGAGGUUCUGACUGUUGCCUGCUCACGUUCAGUGUCGAUGAUUCUCAAAGCUUCCAGAACUUGAGUAACUGGAAGAAAGAAUUCAUCUAUUAUGCAGACGUCAAAGAGCCCGAAAGCUUUCCUUUUGUGAUCUUGGGUAACAAGAUCGACAUCAGCGAACGGCAGGUGUCCACAGAAGAGGCCCAGGCCUGGUGCAGGGACAACGGCGACUACCCUUACUUUGAGACGAGCGCGAAAGACGCCACCAACGUGGCGGCGGCCUUCGAGGAAGCAGUUCGAAGAGUGCUCGCCACCGAGGAGAGGUCCGACCACCUGAUGCAGACAGACACCGUCAGUCUGCACCGGAAGCCCAAGCCCAGCUCGUCGUGCUGUUGAUCGGGAGGCCGCCCGCGGCAUCUGCGCAGCACAGGCAUGCGCAUGCAGCACAGGGUGCGGAGGAGAAUUCGAGUUUGCAGCAGCGGAUCAUCCACUUCGAAAAUUAAACUAACCCGCGUUGCUGCUCCGGUAGCGGGUGGGAGGAGGGGCGCCCACGCGUGGGAGUCCUGUACUCGGUAGUGGCACCUCGCUUCGUAAUCGGUA